Messenger RNA from Trichoderma breve, 1854 nucleotides. Its product is annotated as pyridine nucleotide-disulfide oxidoreductase domain-containing protein. NCBI's taxonomy places the organism in Eukaryota, Fungi, Ascomycota, Sordariomycetes, Hypocreales, Hypocreaceae. Bases 1 to 1854 code for a protein of 617 amino acids. The record is from RefSeq and is a predicted model, not a curated record. The transcript is spliced from 3 exons. Gene Ontology annotation, molecular function: flavin adenine dinucleotide binding; monooxygenase activity.
AUGGCCCACAUCAUCACAUUACCCACGUUCAAACAACAGGGUAAUGUCUCGCUAUCGCACGCAAGAAAUAUUUCAGAGCGCUGGGUAAAAGAUUUUGAGCACGCUCUGCAAAGAAAUGACAGAGAAGGUCUUGAAAAAGCAUUCGUCAAAGAAGCCUGGAUCCGUGACUUACUCUCUUUCACCUGGGGUUUUCGAACUCUUCAAGGUCGCGACAACGUCCUCAACUACCUGCAAAAUAACUACAAUGCCGGUAUCAGCAGCAUUCGACUUCGUGACUACGGCACAUUUCAGCCUACCUUCAAGAACCCAUGUCCGGACAUGCAAUGGAUCGAGAGUAUGUUCGACUUCGAGUCACGUCACGGCCGUGGAAAAGGGAUGCUUCGACUAGUAUUGGAUGGUGACGAUGCAUGGAAGUGCUAUUUAAUCCAUUUCACCCUCCAGGAGAUCAAAAGACAUGAAGAGAAGACAGGAUUUACGCGCCCAGAAGGUUACGUUGACACAUCGGGUGGCAACUGGCAACAGCGACGUGAGAGGCAAAAGGAGUUUCUCGAUGAAGCUCCGGCUGUGCUCAUAGUAGGUGCCGGCCAAUCUGGUCUUUCUACGGCUGCUCGACUCCAGCAACUCGGAGUGCCAGCAUUAAUUAUUGAGAAGAGUAGUCGUGUUGGCGAUAGUUGGCGCAAACGUUACAAGACACUGAUGACCCAUGACCCAAUCCAAUACUGCCACCUCCCAUAUAUCCCUUUUCCUUCCCACUGGCCGUUAUUUAUGCCAAAAGACAAACUUGCCGAUUGGCUUGAAGCAUAUGCCAGCCUGAUGGAGCUCAACGUUUGGUGCGACACCGAACUCCAGAGCACCGCGUUUGAUGAGACUACAAAAACAUGGACUGUGACAGUAAAGCGAUCGGAUGGUUCAAUACGAAUUAUUAAACCACGGCAUGUUGUUCUGGCGACUGGGAAUGCAGGAGAUGCCAUCCUUCCACAUUUUGAUGGUAUCGAAAGCUUCAAAGGGACUGCUUACCACGGAAGUCAGCACAAGGAUGCAUCGGAACACUCCGACCUCUCUAGCAAACAUGUGGUAAUAAUAGGUUCGGCCACUUCAGCGCAUGACCUUUGCCAGAAUUUCCAUGAAUGCGGUGCCGCAUCGGUAACUAUGCUCCAACGUGGCAGCACUCAUGUCUUGACGGCAAAGAAAGGCCUCCCAAUGCUUCAUUCGGGAACGUAUGAGGAGGGUGGACCACCGACUGAAGACCUGGAUGUCGACAGCCAAAGCAAACCACUUCCUGUUCAGUUUGCACUCAACAUUUUCAAGACAAACGCUAUCAAAACAGUUGACAAGGAUAUCAUAGACGGAUUGACGAGUGCCGGAUUUGAGCUCGACUAUGGGAUAGAUGGAAGCGGCAUAUACCGUAAAUACGUCACUCGUGGAGGUGGCUAUUAUAUCGACGUUGGAUGCAGUCAGCUCAUUAUCGAUGGAAAGGUCAAAGUAAAAUCCAAUCCUGGAGGAAUCAAUUCGUUCACUCCCGAGGGGCUGCUUCUUGCAGAUGGAUCCGAACUCAAGGCAGACAUAAUCAUCAUGGCAACAGGCUACCAAACAAUGCACAGCACAGCGAAAAAGCUCUUUGGAGACAAAGUCGCUUCACGUCUAGGAAAGGUCUGGGAUUUGAACGAAGAGGGCGAAAUAAAUUCGAUUUGGCGAUACAGCGGACAUCCCAACUUUUGGUUCAUGGGUGGCAGCCUCGCCCUAUGUCGGACAUACUCGAAGAUGCUGGCAUUGCAAAUUAAAGCGAGUGAACUAGGCAUUUAUGAGGCGCCAGGGAAGCGGGCCAUGAGCAACGGCGUGAAUAACGGAGUUUAA